AUGUUUAAAGGUGUGACUUAUUUAACACUCUUGUUGAUUUCACUGUUUUGUUUCAGUAUUGUUGGUAUUCAUGGAAAUUCUUCCGAAUUUCAUAACCACGUUGAAGAGUUGAGAAAACUAUUAAGAGAUGCCAAACUUUCAAUCAACGUGAACAGUGUUGUUAAUUUAGUAUCUAUUUAUUGUUCAUCAUCAUCAUCAUCAAUACCAUCAAAUCAUGCAAUUACAUGGGGCAACACACAAUUUACAUACGCAUUCGGACGAGCAGAUAAUAUGGCGAUUGCCAUGGGAAUUAUUUAUGAUGGCUACUCUCCUACAUUACAGAAUCAAACUUCAGGAGUGGACGGAUGGAUGCGUUUGUGGGUCAAUACUUUCACUGCUGCGAAUCGUGGAGCCCACAGUGAUGCUUGUUAUCGUUCCGAGGCGAAUCAACGCUUUGCAUCGGGAAUGGCUGAAGGUCUUUUAACCCAACCACAGAUUUACAACUUCUUUCAAAAUCAAUACUCGAAUUGGGUCUUUGAAAAGAAGACUUACAGCAUGGACAAGAUGAGAAGUCGAUUUGGAAGUGGCCAUGAAUGGGUCAAGUCCUAUGAUCGAUUUGCUGCAGCAUCAUCACGAAUGCAAAAACAAGGCUCACCAGAAAUGAUGAAACGAGGCUUAGCUCCAUCAAAUUUGGAAAUUUCUUCUUCUUUAUCCUCUUACUAUUAUCCAGCUGCUCUCAUUGCCUACAUGCAAGAGAAUAUGAAUUGGUUGGAGACUCAAGUGAAGCAAAAUGCACAAAAUUCGUAUUGGAUUGAAAUUGGACGAAUUUUUAAUCAAUUCCAUGGUCUUGUGGAGGGUUAUACGAUUCGUGCAAAUAUGGAGAAGAAUGAAAUUUAUGGAAAAUUGAAUUGGUUGGACUUGUAUUUCUUGAACUCUGCUGGUGAUAUGGAAACAUUGGAAGGAGCGAUUAAGGAUGACACUCAAAAUGUGAGACGAUCAUCCUCUGCUGCUGGUUCUUCUUUUUUCAACAACAACAACAACAAUGGAGGAAUUGUUUUGCCCGAUGAAGAAACAUUGACCGAUUGUAGUGCUCUAAUCAAGAUUACUCCCGAUUGUCUCAAUCUCUUUGCUGGGCAUACCACGUGGAGAGGAUACAAUAUUAUCAACAAAAUGUACAAGGUCUAUAGUUUGAUGGAGAAUGGAGUGGCUUCUCAGACGGUUGCUUUUGCGUCCUCACCAUCAUUCCUCUCCAGUAAGGAUGAUUUCUAUGUGACACAACAUGGAUUAGUGACCAUGGAAACGACAAAUGAUGUUUUUAACACUGAUCUUUUCCAAUUUAUUACUCCACACAGUGUGAUGUGUUGGAUGCGUUCCAUUGUUGCGAAUAGACUUGCAAAAACUGCCCAUGAGUGGGUGACACUCUUUGGAUUAUAUAACAGUGGAACCUAUAACAAUCAAUGGAUGGCACUUGAUUACAACAAAUUCACUCCUGGAGUUUGUCAAUUACCUGCUGAUUCAUUGUGGAUUUUAGAACAAAUUCCUGGCACUGUCAUGACUAAAGAUGUUACUCCAGUAUUGAAUAAUCAAACAUUCUGGAGCUCUUAUAACAUUCCAUAUUUUGAAUUUAUUUACAACAUUUCUGGAUAUCCACAAGCUAAAAAAAAAUUUGGCAAUGAUUAUGACUAUAAUCUCUGUUCGAGAGCUCAAAUCUUCAGAAGAGAACAAGCUAAGAUUGGCAGCAAUAAGAGUAAGCCAGUUGACUUUAAAGAUUUUGGUCGAGUUUUGCAAUUCAAUGAAUGGAAAACAGAUCAAUUCAGCAACAUGGAUCCAAGUAAAUCCAUUUCGUCAAGAUAUGAUUUGAGAGUGAGUCCUCAGCGUGCAUUUGCAUUUGGUGGAAUUGAUACUAAGGUUGCAGAUUAUACCAAGGUUAGAAAGAGCACAAGCAUGUGGGGAAUUUGUGGUCCAACUCACCAAGAUCCCAUUCAAACACCUCCAUUCUCUUGGAGCGACAAGUGGAAUGUCACACAUUUAGGACAACCUCAAACUUAUGAUUUUGAUUGGGUGGAUUUAGAAGAUGUUGGAUCAUUCUAUGAGUCUCUAAAAAACAAACUUUUAGGUAAAAAGAAUUAA
Messenger RNA from Naegleria fowleri, 2109 nucleotides. RefSeq lists its product as uncharacterized. The record is from RefSeq and is a predicted model, not a curated record. Gene Ontology annotation, molecular function: glycerophospholipase activity. Gene Ontology annotation, biological process: phospholipid catabolic process. NCBI's taxonomy places the organism in Eukaryota, Heterolobosea, Eutetramitea, Acrasida, Naegleriidae. Gene Ontology annotation, cellular component: extracellular region. The transcript has a single exon. The coding region runs from base 1 to 2109 and encodes 702 amino acids.